Molecule: messenger RNA, 717 nt
Organism: Colletotrichum aenigma
Lineage: Eukaryota; Fungi; Ascomycota; Sordariomycetes; Glomerellales; Glomerellaceae
Gene: eglD-11
Product: putative endo-beta-1,4-glucanase D
Exons: 2
Coding region: 1-717 (238 amino acids)
Source: RefSeq, a predicted model, not a curated record
AUGAAGCUCCUCCUCCCCCUCCUCUCCGCCACCGCGGCCUCCGCCCACACAAUCUUCUCCUCCCUCGAAGCCGGCGGCGUCAACAGCGGCGUCGGCGUCGGCGUCCGAGUCCCCUCCUACAACGGCCCCAUCGAGGACGUCACCUCCUCCUCCAUGGCCUGCAACGGCCCGCCCAACCCGACCACGCCCACCUCCAAGGUCAUCACCGUCACCGCCGGCCAGUCCGUUACCGCCGUCUGGCGCUACAUGCUCAACAGCGGCGGCUCCGCGCCCGCCGACAUCAUGGACUCCUCGCACAAGGGCCCCACCAUCGCGUACCUCAAGAAGGUCUCCGACGCGACCACCGACACCGGCGUCGGCGGCGGCUGGUUCAAGAUCCAGGAGGACGGCUUCAGCAACGGCGUUUGGGGCACCGAGAAGGUCAUCAACGGCCAGGGCAAGCACACCAUCAAGAUCCCCGCGUGCAUCGCCCCCGGGCAGUACCUGCUGCGCGCGGAGAUGAUUGCGCUGCACGGCGCGGGGAGCUACCCCGGCGCGCAGUUCUACAUGGAGUGCGCGCAGAUCAAUGUCGUGGGCGGCACGGGGGCCAAGACGCCGGCCAACACGGUCAGCUUCCCUGGCGCGUACAAGGGCACCGACCCCGGUGUGACCAUCAACAUCUACUACCCCGUCGUUACGUCGUACACCAUCCCGGGACCCCAGCUCUUCACCUGCUAG